CAAUGAACGCAGGUUCGCCGACAUCACAGCCUGAAGCGCAGCCUGAAGCACAGCCUCUUGGAUCUCUGCAUCAAUCUACCACCUCAGCCCUUGUCGUAACAGAUCCCCCCAACUCACCUUUAAAUCGCAUCCCUCUCGACAUUGGCCAUCAUCGUCAAUUACUGUUUGACCUUGUAACUCCGGUCCAGUUUGACCAAAAUGCGUGGGAUCGUUAUUGGCCGUUCAUCGACAAUGUGUGGUGUCUCCACAACAAGGCUGAUGUGAGCGCGCAUCUUCCCACAACCGGAAAGACGGAAAAAUUUUGGGGAGGAUGCCGACUUCAACGCCAAUGGAAGCAGCAAGAUCGAGAUCCUACGAAUUCUGGUGGGCGUAAGCGCAAUAGGCGGCAGCCAGGCCAGUGUCCCGCUAAGUUCAGGGUGGUUUUGGAGCCCAAUGGCAUACGAACCCUGGAGAGAAGCAAAGAAGCUCACAGCCAUGAUCUCGACUAUAUAGACUCUAUCAAGCGUUGUAGUGGUGUGCGCGCUCUAGUUGCCGAUCCGUUCUUCGCCGGCUGGGAAAGUGGAUCCAUACUCGCCUAUCUCAAGGAUCCUGCCAAUGCACCUCCGUCAUUGCCUUUCCUCCUCGACCAGGCUGGAGGUAAGUACCUUGAGCGUCGAGAAAUCAUAAAUAUCUUCUCUCAAAAAUUGCGUACGGCCUACCCAGGGCUUGAUCAGACCACCCUCAAGAAGCAGAAAGAGAAGUACGAGGGUGUGAAGACUUGCAAUGUAAAAGGAUGCAACAGGAGUUUCAAAGAUGCGAAGGAACUUGCGAGACAUAAAAAAGACGAGCAUGAGCAGAAAAAGCACGACCACAGUGACAAGAUGUUUACGUGCCCAAGAAAAGAUUGUCACCGACACAAGCGGAGCAAAGGUUUUGCAACGAAGGUUGCCCUGAGAGAACACAUGCUUCGCAUGAAGCAUUGGGGCUUAGCAGGGUAUCAUGCAACUGACGGGAUGAGAUUGGUUGAAGUGAUUACCGAGAGUGAACGGGCAGCUGUUGAACGAGGAGAAGAUGUUGAAGCGGAGCCAUUAGGACGCUCUCCCUUGUCAAAUGACAGCAUGGAAAUGCAGCAUACGCUCCAAAGUUCGCCUCUCCCAUUUUUGCCGCCAUCUGCGUCAACAGAUGACACCGCACCGCUGGAAAAUCUGUCAGGCCACGAUGAUGGCUUGAUGCAACUCGCCUCUACGUCCUCUCCAAUUCACGAUCUGCAGCAUAGGCAGGCAAUGAUGCAGCGAUUGCAGGUCCUCGAGAUGGAACGUGCGCGAAUGGAGCAAGAGAUGGAGAGGCUGAGGACUGCAUUAUUCGCUGGGUGAGAUUCGGGAGACUUUGAAUAAAUUCCUGUUAAGAAGUUCUAUUGGCUAGACAGCCUGGCCCUCGGACCGUCUUCUGUUUGUAGGUGGUCUUUGCUUCACCAAACGAGAGAGAUUGAAGCCCAUACGACCAUCCACGCAAAUGGAAUUGACCAUUCAAAUGCCGAUGGAACAAUCUCGCUUGGAUUCAAGGUGACUGACGUGACGGCGAUCGGGGGAACUAAUCCCUUCAAGCCCCAUAGCCAGUCUAUCUGGACAGGCGGACCUCCUUAUCAAAGUUUCUCGAUUCUUUAGUCCGCCGGUUCCAUCAAAAGCAACGACUUCCUCAAUGACGAAUAAGGCAACAGUGGAUUACUUUCUCCCUGUGGUGUUAUCGAAAGGGGCAUGAACGUCUUCAUUCCAAAAUGAUUUAGAUCACUGUCCAACAGAAGUUCUGAAUAUACGAUAUGCAGAAACGUAGCUUUUGCCAUACUAGCCUCUCUGGUUCUAGGUAGUUUCAUGGUCGUAGUUGAUAGGAUGGCUAUAACCACACAAAGAACCACAAGAAACGACAACGCAAAGAAUUCUGUAGUACAUGCGCUGAUUCCUUCAG
Messenger RNA from Verruconis gallopava, 1941 nucleotides. RefSeq lists its product as uncharacterized. Lineage: Eukaryota; Fungi; Ascomycota; Dothideomycetes; Venturiales; Sympoventuriaceae. The record is from RefSeq and is a predicted model, not a curated record. The annotation marks the transcript as partial. The transcript has 2 exons.